CGGAGUCUUCAAUUGAAUCACCGAGUGCCCUUUUUCUCGAAGCAAAGGUUAGGUCCAGGCAUCUUAAUUCUACAUCCUAUGUCCCAUAAACCCAUAUACUGAUUUAUUGUAGCUGCGGGAUUUUGCUUCGACUAACAUUGCUUCAAUUCACCAGCGUACUAGUUAAUCUCUCCUUUUGAUAAUCUUGAUUUAGGAUCUUCAAUCAUUCCCUAUUUUGUUGUUGUUGCUAACUAUAGUGGCUUACAUGUAAUGUCCACUUAUUCUUCUUCCUGUCUUCCUUUAUAUUAUUCUUUUCUCCUUUUGAUUUUUCUUCAUCUUCUAAAGAGCUUGCUAUUAAUAUACUUAUCCUGUUCACUUCAAUCUGCCUGUGACUCAAUUUUGCAAGAAGAGAGAGAAUGUUUAGUUCAAAGAAAUCUCCUUUGGAAGUUGCUAAGCCUAGCUAGUGCUGACAGGAACCGGUAUAAGAAUGAUUUCGAUGAAGUAUCAUUCAUAACUUCUUUACUUGGAUUAGCUGAACGCAUUAUAGUCUUGGUUGGGAUGCAAGGAAAAUGUUGGGAGGCCAAAAUUAAGGUAUGUGUGUAGUAGUCUAUCUUUAAAUUCUCA
Molecule: messenger RNA, 603 nt
Organism: Lotus japonicus
Lineage: Eukaryota; Viridiplantae; Streptophyta; Magnoliopsida; Fabales; Fabaceae
Exons: 3
Coding region: 250-582 (110 amino acids)
Source: RefSeq, a predicted model, not a curated record